This is a messenger RNA of Mytilinidion resinicola, 723 nucleotides long. RefSeq names its product 5-formyltetrahydrofolate cyclo-ligase-like protein. The record is from RefSeq and is a predicted model, not a curated record. NCBI's taxonomy places the organism in Eukaryota, Fungi, Ascomycota, Dothideomycetes, Mytilinidiales, Mytilinidiaceae. The coding region runs from base 1 to 723 and encodes 240 amino acids. Gene Ontology annotation, cellular component: mitochondrion. Gene Ontology annotation, molecular function: 5-formyltetrahydrofolate cyclo-ligase activity. The transcript has 3 exons. Gene Ontology annotation, biological process: folic acid-containing compound biosynthetic process; tetrahydrofolate interconversion.
AUGGCCGCCCUAAAGACCCUCAAGAAAGAGCUGCGACAGCGCAUCAAGCUGGUUUUAUCCGAGCUUGAGCCAGAGUCAAUCACGAGCCAGACUUCAAAUGCAGUCGAGACGCUAUUAUCAAUGCCAGAGUACAAGGCAGCGAAGAGAAUAAGCAUCUACCUCUCCAUGCCCUCGGGAGAGAUAUCCACCUCUGGGAUAGUUCACGAUGCGCUCAAGCAAGGCAAAAAGGUCUUCAUUCCGUACACGUACAAGAUGGCGAAUCCAAGAGAAGGACAGCCAAAGUCGAUAAUGGACAUGCUUGAACUAACUUCAAUGAAUGACUUUGCAAGCCUGAAUCCAGACGGUUGGGGGAUUCCGUCGCUGGACAAGGAUUCCAUAUCGCAACGAGAGAACUCUUUCGGAGGGAAAGGAAUCACUGAUGGGAGCUUUGAAGGUUGGAACGAAGCAGACUCGGGACUAGACCUUAUCGUGAUGCCUGGGAUGGCAUUUGAUUCCAGUUUAGGUAGACUAGGUCACGGGAAAGGCUUUUAUGACUUCUUCUUAGAGAGAUGUCAAACGCAUAGCAUGGAAACAACCGCAAGGAAGCCUUUUCUCGUUGGCCUGGCACUGGCAGAGCAGCUUCUACCAGUGAAGGAGUCCGUCCCCAUGGACACAACCGACUGGAGGCUCAACGCCUUGGUAUUGGGUACUGGGAAAUUGCUGCGGAAAGCUGAUCCAUCGUAA